Drosophila innubila is the source of this 2546-nucleotide messenger RNA. Its product is annotated as RUN domain-containing protein 1. NCBI's taxonomy places the organism in Eukaryota, Metazoa, Arthropoda, Insecta, Diptera, Drosophilidae. The record is from RefSeq and is a predicted model, not a curated record. Bases 24 to 2372 code for a protein of 782 amino acids. The transcript is spliced from 3 exons.
UGAAAAACUGGCCAGUUAAUCAUAUGGAGAUGGAUGCCACGCUGGCCGAGGCUAAGCAGCCAGACAACAGCAGCAACAGCAGCAACAACAGCAACAAGAGCAGCAACAGCAGCAGCUGUGACGAUGUGCAACAAACAACAACAACUUCAACUUUAGCUGAAGUUGAGGACAGGGAAAGCAUUGACAGGCAGGCAUAUAAAGCAACGGAUCCGGAUGCAGACCCGGAUGUAGAUGUAGAUGUGGAUGUGGAUGUGGAAGAUGAAGCACAACCAUUAAGCGAACGUUGGUCGCCAUUGGGCGCCAAUUAUGAUGAUGCCAAUAGCGCCAGCUCGGAGCUAUUGGCUGGAGGGGAUUGUGGUGAGCUGGAGCCCACAUUGCUGGGCCUGGAGAAGCUGGAAUUGCAGCAGGCAACGUCAACAGCUGUUGCAGACAAUGCCAACGAAUUGGCGCGGCUGCGCAGCAUUGAAGAUGAGCAGGAGCUGCUCACCAGCUCCCUGUUGGCAUUGACCUCGCAGUUUGCCCACGUCCAGCUGCGCGUGCGUCAGAUUGUGGAGGCGCCCACAGAUGAGCGAGAUCAGCUGCUGCGGGAUCUGGAGGAUUUCGCCUUUCAAGGCAUACCGGAGGUGGUGCAGCCCCUAACCGAAGAUCUGGAGAAUGAUGAUGCUGAAGAUAAUGGUGGUGAUGAGUUGACAGCACCACGCAAUGGUCAGCUGAUCAAGCAGCUCAAGUCGCAGCUGACGGAACUGGAAAAUCUGGCCUAUGAGUCGGGUGAGCCAGGUGUGCUGCCCCAGCAUGUGCUGCUCGAGAAGCAAAAGUUCAUCUUGGAUGAGUUGCGCACCAAGCUCAAUCUGCAGGUGGAACAGCAUCAGUUGCCCGGUCUCAGCACCGAGCAACUGCGUCAUCAGGUGGACAAUGCAAUUGGCGAAUUUGUUGGUCCACUCAAGAUGAAGGAGCAGCUCGUUGCCCAACUCAAGACGCAAAUUACCGAUCUGGAACGCUUCAUUGCCUUUCUGCAAUGCGACACCGCUGGCGGUGCUGGUGGCCCUGGCACCACAAACACCAGCGACAAGCUCAAGCUACUCAGCGGCGCCUACAACAGCUAUGCGGCCAAACAGACAGCUCGACAGACGCCCGCACAGCUGCCACUCAAAGCAGCCACAACAGCAACAACAACAAACAGUCAGAUGACUGCCACAUCGACUGACUCGACGGAGCACGGACCACGACAGGAGAGUCUGCACAGCAAGGCGCAUGGAUUGCUGGACAAGGCAUCGCUGCUCAUGCAGAUGUUUGCCACCACGCACUUUGCCAAGCGACAGGAGGACUUUCAACAUAACUCGUUGAAGAAGACGCACAAGGGCAACCACUGGGGCGAUCUGCGCGCCCAGCUGGAGGUGGACAUCCAGGAGGUGGCCGCCUUGGCCGCCACUCUGAGCUGCGAUCGCGAGAAGCUGGCAAACAUCAAGCGGGCAUUGCGGCAGCAGAGGCAGGCGCAGCAUCCAAGUGGUUCCUUGAAUGCACAGAAUGGAGCCUUGACCACAUUGCCGCCUCGUUGCAGACGCGCCGCCGCCGCUGCCGUUGCCGCCGCCGUUGCCGGGCACGAGCUGACGCCUUAUGCCGCAGGUGGAGCGACAGCAUCCUCCGACUCGGACGAGGAUAUGUAUGAGCACUAUGAUUGGGACAAGGACAAAUCGUUGAGUCGUCGCAUUGUCCAUAUGCGCGGCGAUUCCAUAGCUACCAUUGGACGCGAGCUGACGAGCGUUGUGCGCAAGAAUUUCGCACGCACCCUGCAACAGUUGAUCCAACAUGGUCUGCGCAUACCCGCCGAGUCGGCGGCAUCCAGUUUGAUGGUGCCCUUCAUGCGCUGCCUGCAGCCGAGUGCACAGCGCGUCUCGGCAUCGGGUGGCGGCGUGUCCAACGAGAUGCAGUUCCUCGGCAUCGGACGGGCCAUGCAUGCCUGGGAGCUUAUCAUUGAAUAUUAUAAUCUGAAGAAUGGCGAGGAAUAUAACAAUACGCCGGCACGAAAGCUAUCGCAGAGCUUUCAGUUGGACAUCGUGGAUGCACAUGCGGUGACGGCUAAGCAGAGUCUGCUCAGUGCCAUUGGCAUGAUUCUGGCCAUGCACAGGCCCUACAAGCGCAGCUACAACGCCCACUUCAAGGCACUUAUCUGUGCGGGACUCAAUGCACAUCUGCUCGUGGAGUGGCUCAAUCUUAUACUCAGCUGCAAUGAGCUAAUUGAUACAUAUUAUACGUCCAAUAGCUAUGUGGCAAGCACGGGAUUUCGCGACUCGUUGCGUUCCAUUGAUGCGCUAUCCAAGUUCGACUUCGAUCUGCCCGUCGAUUUGGCCAUUCGACACUUUCGAAAUAUCUAAAGCAUAUGAUUAUUUAUGUGAAUCCUCCUUAAACCGUAAACCUUAAUCCGUAAUCCUUAAAUGAAGAAACAAACAAGCUAGUCCAAAUCAUAAUACUUAAUGUAUAAAUAUGUGUAUAUAACUUUAGAUAUGUCCAAUUAACUAAUACCUACUAAAUGCAAUUGCUAAACCUAA